Molecule: messenger RNA, 1884 nt
Organism: Anisakis simplex (herring worm)
Lineage: Eukaryota; Metazoa; Nematoda; Chromadorea; Rhabditida; Anisakidae
Source: the annotation of a GenBank genome assembly
AUGAAGAGUACGGUAAGAAAAUCUCACUAUCGUUCAUUUGGUACAAAUAUGCGGAUUACGGCAAAAGGUAUGGGACCGCCACCAAUGUUACUCGAUUUAUCAGAGCUGCGAGAUGAGCUCCACAAAAUUGGACAUCCGAAUGAGUUGAGCAUUGAAAUACUGACGCAGUUGAUUGAUACGGGUCUUAGCGAUGAACGUUUCGCCGACGUGAUAGUAUCGUUAUGCAAUGAAUUAAGCGCUCUGUACGGACUUGAGGAAACAGUUCGUCCUUUGCGCGAAGCUGAGAACAUCGAAUUCUUCAUGCUUGAGCUUAGCUCAUUACUCAACGAGCUUGAAUGCCCAAUCGACGCACUAACGUCAGGUCCGUUAAGCGAACGGCUAAAUUCAGUGGAAAGUCGUCAAAAAUUACUGCGUUUCUUGCUAGCACAAAUGAAGUGUGCACGACUCACCGCAUUGAAACGAGAAGAAGAUGAACCGAUGGAACUGAGGAAAAGUGAUACAACGCUGUGUAUAGAGGCCGCAAUGAAAGCUUUAUCUAUGCCGAAACCGACUGCCGAUAUUACUGUGGAACAACUGUUUACACAGUUAGGUGCACAGGUUAAAAAUCAAUUCGCGAAAUGUGUCGUAAGACCGAAACCUCUAUUAACAGCGUCGUUAAAGCCUUCUCAAUGGUCACGUAUCGGAGAACUAAACGAACGUCUUCGUGAGGAAUAUCGAAAUAGAAUGCAUUUGUUGCUGAAACGUCUCGACGUCACAAUACAAUCAUUUCUUUGGUCAGAUCGUAUCAAGAAAAUGGAGAAUCAAGUGAAUGAUGCAUAUCGCAGUAAACGUGAUCGCAUUGUACCAUCGUCAAACGUUACAAUUAGUGACUUGCUUGCAUCAACUGCGGAUUUGUUAACUGUCGAAAAAAUGAGUAGCGGUAAGGAUCGCCAACGAACCGCCACUCGACUCAAUAAGGUGUUAAUGGCCGAAAGGCCAGGUGAUCGUGGCGGACGUCCUUCCGAGUUACGCGCUCCACCACCUGAGAUGCCACCGUGGAUGAAGGAUCGGGCACCAGAUUACGGUGGUGGAGGAGGGGGUAGGGGUGGACGUGGCGGAUACAGUAGUGGUGGUGGGGGUGGUUAUCAAGGCGGAGGUGGAUAUCAAGGUGGAGGAGGAUAUCAGGGCGGAGGUGGAUAUCAAGGAGGAGGGGGAGGAUAUCAGAGUGGUGGAGGUUACCACGGUGGUGGUGGUGGAGGUCGCGGGCGUGGUUAUGCCGGAUUCGAGGACCAGGUAAUGCGUGAAUAUGAGUCAUCAAACCGUAGUCACGGAGGAGGCCAGAGAGGUGGUUAUCAAGGACGAGGACGUUCUCGUGGUGGUGGUGCAGCUCGUCUACGAGAGUUACGAAUAGAGGAUGAGAGCAAGGCACGUAAAAUCGUUGCAAAGUUGCUACCCGAGGAACGACGUAGAUUACUGUUUGCAAUUGAUGAAAUUACUGGAGAACAACCGAUUGUUGAUAGUGGCAAGUUGACACGAAAGGAAAUGAAACAACUGUUUGUUAUCAACACAUUACCGUUCAUUGGUUUCGGUUUUCUUGAUAAUAUGGUGAUGAUCAUUGCUGGUGAAUACAUUGAUCAGACAUUGGGUGCAUGGCUUGCAAUCUCAACAAUGGCCGCAGCAGCACUUGGUAAUUUGAUAUCGGAUGUGGCUGGUGUUGGUUUCUCUCAUUACGUCGAAUUUGCUGUCUCAAAGUUUGGCAUUAAACACCCAGUGCUCACAUCUGAACAGUUGGAGUCGGGGCUUGCUCGAACGAUCGUGAACUUAGGUCGUGCAUUUGGCCUUAUAAUCGGUUGCCUUGUGGGGAUGUUCCCAUUACUUUUCUUUGACGCUCCACCGUCAAGAUGA